Messenger RNA from Diospyros lotus (date-plum), 777 nucleotides. RefSeq names its product copper transporter 1-like. Gene Ontology annotation, molecular function: copper ion transmembrane transporter activity. Gene Ontology annotation, biological process: copper ion transmembrane transport; intracellular copper ion homeostasis. Lineage: Eukaryota; Viridiplantae; Streptophyta; Magnoliopsida; Ericales; Ebenaceae. The record is from RefSeq and is a predicted model, not a curated record. Gene Ontology annotation, cellular component: plasma membrane. The transcript has a single exon. Bases 175 to 558 code for a protein of 127 amino acids.
CGUAUUUGUUUGGCAAGUACUGUAGUACCAUUUGGGUAGCCUCUGGGCAGUACAGAAUUGAGAAUUGAAAUGUACUAUCAUCCAAAACCCAUUAAAGGAGCCUGAACCUAUCUCAAAUCUCAAUAUAUAUUCUCUUCUCCACUUUCUGCACAUAGAGAUCAAUCAAUCAUAUCAAUGGAUGCCGGCGGCGAGGCAAAGAUGACGAUGAAACAGAUGGACAUGGCUUUUUCGUGGGGAAAGAACACAGAAAGCCAGAGUUCAUACAUAGUGGAAUUGGUGUCUGUGUUCUUGCUGUCAAUCCUGGUGGAGAGCCUCUCGCACACCCGAUUCAUCAGCUCCAUGACGAGCCGGGUCGGAGCCGGGCUUCUGCAAACUCUCAUGUACGGCGUGCGCAUGGCUCUCGCUUACCUGGUCAUGCUCGCUGUCAUGUCCUUCAACGUCGGCGUCUUGCUUGUCGCCGUGGCCGGAUACUCCGUCGGAUUCUUUAUCUUCGGCAGUCGGGUGUUUGAGAAAUUGGAGUACGGGAAACCCUCGGAUCUUCCUCCGUUGAAUUGCUGAUUCAUCUGAACAUACACGUGAAUUUUGUUAUUAUGGGUUUUGGAUUGUAAUCUGAUUGCAGGAAGAGUUGUAAAUGCAUUGUUUACAACUGAUUGGCGAGUAAUUUGUGCUUGCUUUUAUGGUUUCAUCCUGGCAUAUUCCGAUACUGAAUGCAUGUAAUAUAUUACCCAAAUUGGUGAUUAAAAUUUGUUGAUUCCCCUAGUACUGCUACUGCUUCUA